GAGAAUUAUGAAGCGAAUUGCAGCGAGCCGUGGAAAUAAUUUGGAUGUGACUGGAGCCGCUUUCUCGUCUUCCUAUCACUGCCGCCGCCGCCACCUCCAGCGCCCGGGUCCGGGAGUGUCCCUAAGGCAGCACACCAGCCCCGUCGGCGUCCCGCUGUCCCUGUCCGCCCCGCUCCUGUAAUCCUUGCUGUGUGUGCGGGGUUAUUUUUUUGUUGUUGAUACAUUAUUCUCAUUAAAGAUGUCGGCUCCACUCGGGCCUCGGGGCCCUCGCCAGCCCGGCCCUGUUUCUCCUCAUCCUCAUCCGCCUAUUCUUGCUUCACCGGCUCCUCCUUCCGCCGACAUGUCCGGGAUGCCGGACCUCAGCCACCUCACCGAGGAGGAGAGGAAGAUCAUCCUGGCCGUAAUGGACAGGCAACGCCAGGAGGAAGAGAAGGAACAGUCAAUGCUCAGGGUCAAAGAAGAACAAAAACCUCAACAGCCACAGUGGUUUCCCUUUAGUGGGAUCACUGAACUGGUAAAUAACGUUCUUCAGCCACAGCAAAAACAACAAAAUGAGAAGGAACCCCAGGCGAAAUUGCACCAGCAGUUUGAGAUGUAUAAGGAUCAGGUAAAGAAGAUGGGUGAUGAAGCACAGCAACAGCAGGAACAGAAGAGUGAUGCACCCACCUGUGGAAUCUGUCACAAAACCAAGUUUGCCGAUGGCUGUGGCCACAUCUGUUCAUAUUGCCAAACAAAAUUCUGUGCUCGGUGUGGAGGACGGGUGUCACUGCGAUCGAAUAAGGAAGACAAAGUGGUGAUGUGGGUGUGUAACUUGUGCCGAAAACAACAGGAAAUCCUCACUAAAUCAGGGGCCUGGUUCUACAGCAGUGGAUCAAACACACCACAGGAGACUGAUCUGACAGAGGCCACAACGGGACUGGCCCACACGAAUGAAGAAGCGCCACAGGAAAAGAAAGCAAAACUACAGGAGCAUUCCCAAUUCCAAGGUCCUUUACCCUCAGGGGACAUUUCUACACCAGCGUCAGACAAAAACAGACCUCAAGGGCUCACGCGACAAGAUACAAUCAAAAAUGGUUCAGGGGUGAAGCAGCAUUCAAUGCAGACUGCCAGUGAGAUACCCACAGACAGGAAAAGGAGCCCAUCAACAUCCAGGGAACACAAUCGAAAAUACCACCAGAGGGACGAUAGAGCAGAUCCAUCGCAGUAUGCACUUUUGGAAAGUGCAAUGCAAAGAUCACCUACAGAAUAUGCAGACCGUGACAAGCGAUCACUGCGUGGGUCAUGGGCUUAUGAUGAUUCUGAACAUAUUGAGUACAAAGAAAGCAGGGACUCCACUCGUAGAAGUCGAAGAAGGUCUCAAGAGUUCCGAGAUUUGGUAGAUGAGGAUAUUGAUAUACAAACUAGAGAUGAGUAUGAGCGACAGAGACGAGAGGAAGAGUAUCAAACUCGUUAUCGUAGUGAUCCAAAUUUGGCUCGUUAUCCUGUCAAACCUCAACCAUACGAGGAGCAAAUGCGGAUGCAUGCUGAAAUGUCUCGGGUACGUCAUGAACGAAGACACAGUGAUGUUUCUUUGGCAUAUACAGAGAUGGAUGAUGUACAAAUUUCAAUGCAUAGAAUGGAAAGGCAGUCAAGACAACGCUCUGCAUGUGAUCGCAGAGUCCCUGUGCAAAGUCAGCGUUCUUACUCAAUGGAAAGAACUCAAGACAUGCAAGGGCCUAGUUCUAGUUGGCAAAGGACCCCAAAUCACAGUCCACCGACACCCAGGCGAAGUCCAAUUCCAUUUGAUAGGAGUGACCUCCGUCGUUCAGAUUCAAUGCGGAAACAACAACACUUGGAUCCAAGUUCUGCUGUUAAGAAAACAAAACGGGAAAAGAUGGAAACCAUGCUACGAAAUGACUCACUCAGCUCAGAUCAGUCUGAAUCAGUAAGGCCACCACCACCAAAGCCGCAUAAAACAAAGAAGGGAGGUAAAAUGCGCCAAGUCUCAUUGAGUAGCUCGGAGGAAGAGCUUGCAUCUACUCCAGAAUAUACCAGCUGUGAUGAUGUAGAGAUUGAGAGUGAAAGUGUCAGUGAAAAAGGGAACAGUCAAAGGGGAAAAAGAAAAACUAGUGAGCAGGCAGUAUUGUCGGACUCUAACACCUUGUCUGAGAGGCAAAAGAAAAUGGUGCGAUUUGGCGGCCACUCAUUGGAAGAGGACUUGGAAUGGUCUGAGCCUCAGAUUAAAGACUCUGGGGUAGAUACAUGCAGUAGCACAACACUAAACGAAGAACAUAGCCAUAGCGAGAAGCAUCCGGUGACGUGGCAACCAUCCAAAGAUGGAGAGCGCCUAAUUGGUCGGAUAUUGUUAAAUAAACGAUUAAAAGACGGUACUGUGCCUCGAGAUUCUGGAGCACUGCUGGGUCUGAAAGUUGUAGGUGGAAAGAUGACCGAAUCUGGCAGAUUAUGCGCAUUUAUUACCAAGGUGAAGAAGGGAAGUUUAGCAGACACUGUAGGGCAUCUUAGACCAGGUGAUGAAGUACUUGAAUGGAAUGGAAGAUCGUUACAAGGAGCCACCUUUGAGGAGGUGUAUAACAUCAUUUUUGAAUCUAAACCUGAGCCACAAGUAGAACUGCUGGUUUCCAGGCCUAUAGGGGAUAUUCCCCGGAUACCAGACAGCACACAUGGACAGCUUGAAUCAAGUUCUAGCUCCUUUGAAUCCCAGAAGAUGGAGCGCCCUUCUAUUUCUGUAACUUCUCCCAUGAGCCCAAGCAUGUUGCGAGAUGCUCCACAAUUCCUGCCUGGACAGCUUUCAAGCCAAAGCCUUAGUAGAAGAACAGCGCCUUUUGUUCCUAGGGUUCAGAUAAAACUCUGGUACGACAAAGUUGGCCACCAACUUAUUGUUACAGUACUUGGAGCAAAAGAUCUUCCUUUUAGGGAAGAAGGGAGGCCAAGAAAUCCCUAUGUCAAAAUUUACUUUCUUCCUGACCGAAGUGACAAAAGCAAACGAAGAACAAAAACAGUAAAGAAAACACUUGAACCCAAGUGGAACCAGACAUUCAUUUAUUCUCCAGUUCAUCGGAGAGAAUUUCGGGAACGCAUGCUAGAAAUCACCCUGUGGGACCAAGCUCGAGUUCGAGAAGAAGAGAGUGAAUUUUUAGGAGAGAUUCUCAUAGAACUGGAAACUGCUUUGCUGGAUGAUGAAGCGCACUGGUACAAACUUCAGACCCAUGAUGUUUCGUCAAUGCCCCUUCCACAACCUUCACCCUAUACGCCACGCAGACACCCGCACGGUGAAAGCCCCACAAGGAGAUUACAAAAUACAGGUCCACAUGCAUUAAAUUCAGGAUCACAACGUAUCAGUGACAGCGAAGUUUCCGACUAUGAUUGCGAUGAUGGAAUUGGGGUUGUUUCUUCAGAUUAUCGGCACAAUGGGAGAGAGAUUCAGAGUUCAACAUUAUCAGUUCCAGAGCAAGUAAUAUCAUCAAACCAUUGUUCACCAUCAGGCUCACCGCAUCGUGGGGACAAUAUGGGCAGGACCCGUUCACGGUCCCCCAGUGUUCCACCCUCUCAAAGAAGCUCAGAGUUGGGUCCUCGAAGCAGUCGCUGUUCUCCUCAACAGUACAAUACCAUCAGCAGAAUGGAUAGACACAGGAUGUUGGAUGACCAUUUUUCUCCAGAGAGGGAGAGUCAGUAUCUUACACUACCUCGGUCCAGACACAGUCAUGUCAUCGAGCAUCAUCACAAGGAUUUCAGGAAUCGUGAGCCAUCCGAUAGACAGGAAUAUCAAAGAUCCAGAUCUUCAGAGCAACGGCCUGUGCUCGAGCGGAUGAACUCCCGCUCCAGAUCCUCUGAACGUGCCGAAUCAAACGUCAUGAGAUCGAUGCCAUCAUUAACAUCGGGAAGAUCUGCCCCUCCCUCACCUGCACUAACGAGGUCGCAUCCCCGUAGUGGAUCGGUGCAAACCAGUCCAACCGGUACACCAAUGAUAGGACGGAGGGGUCGACAGCUGCCACAACUUCCACCAAAGGGGUCUCUGGAGAGAAAAGUUACCUGGGAAGACCAGCAAAGGAAAAUGAAUGGUACAGUAGCUGAUAACAGGUCAAAGCAGAGGCAGCUUUCUGAGCCAGGUGCAAUGGAUGUAGAAGAAAGAACUCGCCAAAUGAAAAUGAAAAUGAACAAGUACAAACAGGUAGCAGCAUCAGAUUCCAGGCUGGAACAGGAAUAUCAUUCUAAGCAUCGGUUGGGACGGGACACUCAUCGCGGAUCAGAUAAUAUCUCCAACAAGUCAUCGGACAGCGAUGUAAGUGAUGUGUCUGCGGUAUCAAGGACGAGUAGUGCUUCACGAAUGAGCAGUACAAGUUACAUGUCUGUGCAAUCUGAGCAUCCUCGAACAACCAGGAAGAUCAGUGUCUUUACAUCUAAACUGCAAAGCAAACAGAUGGGAGCCUCAGGAAAGAAUAUGACGAAAAGCACCAGUGUGAUUGGAGAUAUGUACAGCAUAGAGAAGAACGAUGGCAGCCAGUCCGACACAGCUGUGGGCACUGUCGUCACCGGUGGCAAAAAACGAAGGUCCAGCAUCGGCGCCAAAAUGGUAGCUAUCGUAGGUCUUUCAAGGCGUAGCCGCAGCACUUCACAGCUAAGUCAAACAGAGGCUGGAGGGAAAAAACUACGAAGUACGAUCCAGAGGAGCACUGAAACUGGGUUAGCAGUUGAAAUGAGAAAUAGGAUGACCCGACAACCAAGUCGUGAAUCUACUGAUGGGAGCAUGAACAGUUACAGUUCAGAGGGAAACCUUAUCUUUCCUGGUGUUCGAUUGGCAUCAGACAGUCAAUUCAGUGAUUUUCUGGAUGGCCUUGGUCCAGCGCAGAUGGUUGGACGUCAGACCCUUGCGACACCAUCCAUGGGUGACAUCCAAAUCGGCAUGAUGGAUAAGAAAGGGCAAUUAGAAGUAGAGGUUAUCCGAGCCCGAGGCUUGAUGGGAAAACCUGGCUCCAAAGCUUUACCUGCACCAUAUGUUAAAGUUUAUCUAUUGGAAAAUGGCAUCUGCAUAGCCAAAAAGAAAACAAAAGUGGCACGCAAAACACUAGACCCUCUGUACCAGCAACAGCUGUCAUUUGAAGAUAGUCCCCAGGGAAAAGUUCUUCAGAUAAUUGUAUGGGGCGAUUAUGGACGGAUGGACCACAAAUCCUUCAUGGGAGUUGCACAGAUCCUACUGGAGGAGCUUGACCUGUCCAACAUGGUGAUUGGCUGGUACAAACUCUUUCCCACUUCCUCAUUAGUUGAUCCAACUUUGGCCCCACUGACAAGAAGAGCUUCCCAAUCAUCACUUGAGAGUUCAUCCGGACCUUCUUAUGCUCGUUCAUAGCAGUUGUGAAAGUGUUGCUAUAGCAACCAGCAUUCAGCUCGCAGGUCGCAAGCCCUGGUUACACUGCAUGCUUGAUGUUGUGUCUUCUGAGCCUGUUCCUAGGGAUUAAAAGCGUUCCUGUGUUCUCAGAGGAGAUUGCACACAUUGUGCCCUGAGAAAGUCCUUAGGGAAGGAGUGGAGCUUUGCAGAACUUAUAUGGUUGUUGGAAUUAAAUGACAAUAAUUUUUUUUGUCCAAUCAGAAGCCAUGGAUUUAAAAACAGAUAAGUAAGAACCUAUCAAUUCACACAGCAAAAGCCCUAAUUUUUCAAUGAACCAUUCUCUUUAUGUUCUUGAUCUUUCUUGAAUCGCCUGCUUCUCCUACCCCACCAGAUUGGUUCCCAUAAGCAACGGCCACUGAUGUCAUGAAGGCCAGCUGGUUGUUAGUUCUGUGAGCCAACAUGGAAGCCUCAUUGUGAGGAAGUUUGAAAAUAGUGUCCGGUAAUGACUACACAUCACCAGAUGGGGCAAAGCAGAAAGGAGUCAGCUGAGCAAAACUGUACAGAACAAGAGAUUUACUUUUUUUAAAAUGCAAAACAUAAAGAUGUGGUACUGUCAUUCAAAACCAACUUGGAAGCUUCAUAAAGAUUCCACAGUGAUUCCCAAAGGGAGAGGGCUAUGUGAUCUGAUAUCAUUGUUUCUCUGCUGAUAUACUGUAUGAAAUUGAAAAAAAAAAUGCAUGGACACCAAUUUAGCUGAACUUAAACAGAAAAAAAAAACAUUUAAAAUUAUUUUCAAGGCUGAAACUUGCAAAAAACAGCCAUUUUCAACAAUUUAUAUUAUUUUUUAAAGAUGUUUCACCAGUGCAUGGUUUUAUGGGGGAGUGAAUGCAACAAUACGAUACAAUUACACCGUGUUUCCCAUAUUCAGAGUAAAAUCAUUCACAAGUCUGUCUUUUGCGGACUAAGAAGAUUCUUAAGGAAGGGCUUGUCUGAAUACACGUGAUUUCAACAUGACAUUAGAAAGUGUCAUCUUGCAGACAAAACAUGGUUAAAUUAAUGACACAGACCUUCAAAGUCCGAUAUUAUUCACAGAUUACACAUGCUGCUCUUUCCCUUUUACUGGGUAGUUUAUUGUAUGCUCUGAGUAUGACCUCUGUGUCUCUAGCCACUAAAGCCCCUCAUCCGGGUUAAAGGUUGCAGAGCGUUAGUGCAUUUUGAUUCCUUGGGUAGAGUAUACAUUUUAACAACAAUAAAAAGAAAUGAUAUGAUUUGCAAGCAUGUUGAAAGUAUUUUUGCAACAUGGCUUGGGCAACACACUGCAGUAAUUCAGCAUGCAUUUGACAAACAAAAUUUUGCAGCAUCCUUUUAUUGUACAGUGCAUGAUGACAUAGAACUUAUUUACAUUUUCUCAUCUUAAAUUGAAUUCUACAGCAAAUAAAGGAAUUGUGUGCUCAUUGUUCAGAAAAAAAAGUAAUAAAAUAGUUUCUAGCAGGAUCCAACUUGUACAUACUGUAGGAAUAAGACAUUUUUCUCUGAAAUUAAGUAGCAAUGAUAUUGACAGAGGACAAAUCAAGUAAUAUGGUAUUAGAUCAGAUAAUUAUUUCACAAGCCUCCUCUACCAGCUGGGUAUAGAAAUCAUCCAAUCAGAUGUUCAGUUUUGCGGGCUUGAAAACCUUAAGUUUCAUUGACAGGAUUACUAGAAGCUGAACUACUUUGCUGUAAAGUUCAAUUUUCACACAUAUAUUUGUGCAGUUUAAUGAGGACUGAUGUCCACUUGCUAGACUAAACUGAAAAUUGGCCAUUGGAAACCACUUGUUAUUUAUCUGUCGUUUUUGCGUUCCAAAUUGAACUCUACACCCUGUUAGUUUACCACCAUGCUGAGACACCGUCCCCCAACCCCAUUCCUAAAUUGAAAAAUGUUGGUUUAGCUAUUUUUUUUAAAAGUGCUCUGUCGAAUGUGAGAUUUGUGUGGAUGGAGGUGGCAAAGAUGCAGAGUUUUCCGCAGUUUUGAUGCAAAGAAGGCAGAUGGAGCACAUGAAUGAUUGUCAUUGAGUAUGUUUGAACACCAUUUAAAAGGAAAAUGAAAAAUGCCUUUUUUAUUUAAUAUUUGUGGUGCAAUUUUGUUUAAACCAAGAGUGAUUCUUGGGUCUUUUGUCUCAUGACUAAAGUAUUGUAGAUGAAGUCUUGAAUGUUGAGCCAUCUAAAAAAAAUCCUACAGUGUCACAAAAAUAACACCAACCUCUUGGAAUUGGAGUUAGCAGUGGCCGCUGGCUACUAACACCAGUUUUUCAACAUUGCUGUAAGCAACUGCAAGUCUGGACCUACAAUGUUUAUUCUUUUUUAAGAAAAAUAAUGUUCCAAAAUACAAAAGUUAUUUCCUCAAUGCUGCCCCAUUACUGUGACAGCAACUCAGUUUACCUGCAUCUGAUUAUUUUGUGCAUACUAUUCCUGUUUAAAAUGAUCUUUCAGAAAUUGUAGCGAGAAGGAUGUUAAGGUAUGAAAGAUUUGUACAUAUUUAUCAUUAUGCAGUAUUUAUUUGAGACAAUAUAAUUUUUUUUAAAAAUAUUUUUCACAUUAUGUCUGCAAAUCUGUUUAUGAUUUAGUCAUGACAACGGCACUAUUCCAGUAAAACACAGCUGUCUUGUACAUAGAUUUUAAGUAAAGGGACACUGAUGUUAGAUUACUGGACAACUGGCCUCUAUGUGACAACAACUAAUGUAAAACAAAUUCAUUUCUGGUGAUGGUAUUUAACAUGGCUACACUAUUAAUAAAAACAUUUCUUUACAGAGA
This is a messenger RNA of Pristis pectinata (smalltooth sawfish), 8113 nucleotides long. It is a transcript of the gene rims2a, whose product is annotated as regulating synaptic membrane exocytosis 2a. Lineage: Eukaryota; Metazoa; Chordata; Chondrichthyes; Rhinopristiformes; Pristidae. The transcript is spliced from 33 exons. Gene Ontology annotation, cellular component: presynaptic membrane; cytoskeleton of presynaptic active zone. Gene Ontology annotation, biological process: regulation of synaptic plasticity; regulation of membrane potential; positive regulation of synaptic transmission. Bases 239 to 5344 code for a protein of 1701 amino acids. The record is from RefSeq and is a predicted model, not a curated record. Gene Ontology annotation, molecular function: transmembrane transporter binding; small GTPase binding.